This is a messenger RNA of Penicillium concentricum, 663 nucleotides long. RefSeq lists its product as uncharacterized. The transcript has a single exon. Lineage: Eukaryota; Fungi; Ascomycota; Eurotiomycetes; Eurotiales; Aspergillaceae. The coding region runs from base 1 to 663 and encodes 220 amino acids. The record is from RefSeq and is a predicted model, not a curated record.
AUGCCACUCCACUCGCCAUUCGGCUCACUGGACGGCGCUACUGCCCUUACCCUGUUUGCCAUCACUCAAACAGAAAACUUGGCAGAAACAAUCGAAGAACAUGAGUUGCAAAAUGCUCCAGUGCCGGCGAACCUCAGUGCAGGCAUAGCUUCCUUGUCCGCCCAUCUACAGAACUUCGGACCGGACUAUGACAUCCCACUCUUCGUUAAUCCCGACAUGGACAAACAAGACAUAAUCUACAACAAUCUCGAAGUCGCCUGGUAUAUCGCAGCCGGCAUGUAUUUCCACAAUCGAAUCGAUAACACCUUCAUUGAUGACAUGUCCUUUGCUGUGAAUGGGAUCUUGAUGUGUCUUCUCCGCGCCGAAGAGAUCAAAGCACAGGUGGAACCCGAUGUGAUGUACCGAGAUGAUCCCGUCACCUUUCCGGCUUUUGUGGCAUCCUUGAAUGCCAUUGACCGCGAUCCUUGGGUGCGCUGGUGGGACGCGGUACAGAGAUAUGGCUUUCCCAACGUUAAAGCACAGUGGGAAGUUAUUCAGAUUGUUUGGGAUAUCAUGGACAGUAUGCAGGAGAUUAGGGGAGUUGAUUUGAUCUGGGUGGACGUUAUGAAAGGGCGCGAAGCACGCCGUUUGUCGACUGUAUUUGAAGAGCUUGACUUCUACUGA